Molecule: messenger RNA, 1182 nt
Organism: Vicia villosa (hairy vetch)
Lineage: Eukaryota; Viridiplantae; Streptophyta; Magnoliopsida; Fabales; Fabaceae
Exons: 3
Coding region: 1-1182 (393 amino acids)
Molecular function (GO): zinc ion binding; nucleic acid binding
Source: RefSeq, a predicted model, not a curated record
AUGGCUGGAAGGAACGAUGCUGCAAUUGCUGCUGCUUUGGAAGCAAUGGCUCAUGCUUUGCUGAAUCAGCCGAACACCGACGAGAAUACGGGAUCUCAAAGCUUGACGACUUUCCAAAGGGAGAAUCCGCCUACCUUCAAGGUCGAGGCUGAUGAUUGGUGGCUAGAGACUCGUCAGAGAUUGGAAACUACAGGUGAAGCAAUCACUUGGGUCGUGUUCCGUAGGGAAUUCAUGAGAAAAUAUUAUCCUGAAGAUGUUCGGGGAAAGAAAGAAAUUGAUUUUCUCGAACUGAAGCAGGGAAAUAAGUCGGUUAUUGAGUAUGCCGCGAAGUUUCUUGAGCUGGAAAAAUUUUAUCCGCUCUAUAGCGAGGCGACUGUUGAAUUUUCAAAGUGCAUCAAUCGUCGGACCUAUGAGGAGGAUAAUAAUGCUCAUUACAAGAUUGUCAAUGAAAGGAGGGGUAAGCACCAACAGAAUUGUGGCAAGCCAUAUGAUGCUCCAGCUGGGAAAGGCAAACAGAAAGUUGUUGAUGGUAAGAGAACUAGUGGGGGAGAUGCUGCUGCUGGCGUGGUUUGUUUCAAAUAUGGGAAACCUGGUCAUAAGAGUACUAUGUGUACUGCUGAGGUGAAGAGGUGCUUCUGUUGUGGUAAGACCGGGCAUGCAAUAUCUGAGUGCAAGCAUAAAGAGAUGGUUUGUUUCAACUGUGGUGAAGAGGGACACAUUAGUAGUCAGUAUCAGAAACCGAAGCAGGCACAAGCUGGUGGGAAGGUGUUCGCUUUGGCUGGGACUCAGACAGCUAAUGAGGACAGACUUAUCAGAGAUACAUGUUUCAUUAAUAGUACUCCUUUAAUCACUAUUAUUGAUAUUAGUGCUACUCAUUGCUUUAUUGAUGUUGAUUGUGUUGAAAGAUUUAGUCUUAUGUUGUCUUCUAUGAAUGGAGAAAUGGGCGUUGAUACUCCAGCUAAGGGAUCGGUGACUACUUCUCUUGUGUGCUUAAAGUGUCCUUUGUCAAUCUUCAACAGAGGCUUUAUGGUUGAUUAUGUUUGUUUGCCAUUAAGUGGGUUGGAUGUGAUCUUAGGUAUGAACUGGUUAGAGUAUAACCAUGUUCAUAUUAAUUGUUAUGAUAAGUCGGUGAGGUUUUCCACUCCGGAAGAGGAGGGAGUUAAUUUGUUGACUGCUAAAUAG